GGAAGGACUUUCUGAAAGGUAGUAAUGUAUGCUGAAUUUUUUAAAAAAUAAUUAUAUGAAUCAGAGAAGAGUAAUGAAGUAGAUAUUAAGAGCAUUUCUUUUUUGAUGUUUACUUUUUUCUAUAUUUGUGGAAACAUGGAAAAAUGGGGAAAUGCAACCACAGUGACCGAAUUUGUGCUUGUUGGACUCUCUAAAAACUUCAAAGUUCGUGCUGGAUUGUUUGUCCUCUUCUUGGUUAUCUAUCUCAUUGCUGUAGCCAGCAAUGGCCUCAUAUUGGUGCUGAUUAUCAUAGAUUCUCACCUCCACACACCCAUGUAUUUUUUCCUCAGCAACCUCUCCUUUAUUGACAUCAGCUAUAUCACCACCUCUGUCCCACAGAUGCUGGUCCACUGCUUCAUGGACAGACCUACUAUCCCAUGGGGUAGAUGUUUUGCUCAGAUGUGUAGUGCUCUCAUUUUAGCUGUGGUGGAGUGUCUUUUGUUAGCUGUGAUGGCUUAUGACCGUUUUGUGGCAAUAUGUUACCCUCUGCGCUACAACCAGAUCAUGAGUCGCAAUUUAUGCAUCCAGCUGGCUGUGAGUGUGUGGGUCAGCGCUGUCCUUUUGACUAUUAUACCCUUUUUCACCAUGCAGGCAACUUUGUGUGGGCCAAAUGUGGUGAAUCAUUUCAAGUGUGAACUGCAGGCAGUUUUGAAACUGGCUUGCUCUGACACCCAUGCUAAUGGAAUUACCAUGAUGAUAACCAGUGUCUUUACCCUAGCAUUCCCCUUCUUCUUUAUCCUGGUGACCUAUGGCCGUAUUGGAUUUACUGUUUUGCAUAUUCAUUCGGCCCAAGGUCGGAGGAAAGCCUUGUCCACCUGUGGAUCUCAUCUCACGGUAGUGAGUAUAUAUUAUGGCACCAUCUUGGCCAUGUAUUUGAGGCCUCAAGCCAAGAUGUUCUCUGAUAGGGAAAAAGUGGUGGCAGUCUUUUAUGGAGUUGUGAUCCCCAUGUUAAACCCCAUCAUUUACAGCCUGAGGAACAGAGAUGUGAAGGGAGCCUUCUGCAGACUGGCUGGGAAGAAAGUAGAGGACUAAACCACCCAGGAACCAGGUUGAUAGAUCUUCCACAAGCAAGUCUUUUUUAUAUAUAUGGUUUUGUCAUUCUAUAAUUGAGGACCUUGUGAAGUGUCAUUCUCCAAGUAUUGUCAUAUACCACCUCUAUCCCCCUUUGUCCAUGCUAGCUAAAGCUGAUGAGUAAGAAAUCAUUGAAGAAUUGAGCUGAAUGCUACUGUGCAUAAUUUAAUAUUACAGAUAUGCUCAUGAUCAAUAUAAUUUGAAGCAGGGAGAAAAAAUAUAAAAUAUCAUCCUAUAAUUAUGAUACAAUAUUUCCAGAAAAAGAAUAGAUAAGAUCAGUACAAGAUCAACCUUCAAGAAACUGGGUGCAGCUGGAUUAAUCACAGAAGAUCUUAAAGGUUACAGUACAAAUAAAACCAGACAUGUUUCUUUUGGGAUUAAUACAGGCAACUAAAAAAAAAUCAUGGAAUUUUGUUUUUAUGUAUGAUAACUGCAGCAAUACCAUUAUAAACUCAAAGGGGGAAGAAUUGACCCUACCCACAAAGGAAGAAUGGCUGGUGAAGGUGAUGGAACUUGUAGAGGUGGCUAAAUUAAUCUUUGAUUAGAGAAAAAACAAUAUAUCUUUAACUGCCUAGAAACCUCUGCUGGAUCUUUUGCAUGAAACAGAAAAAAAAUGCUUUUGAUGACUGGAAAAAAAUGGAUAAUGGAAAUAAGUGAGUUUUUCUGUAUUCAUAGUUAAUAUUGUAGUUGUACUUAUAUUUGCAGCAGAAGAAAGUGGAAGCCUCUAUUUAUUUUGUUUCUCUCUUUUUGCACUUUUUCCUUUCUCUUUCUUCUUUCUUCCUUUCCUUCUUUGUCCUUUGCUUCUAUUACAGUUUAUUCAUUGUAUUAAUGUUUAUAUGUGUGUAUGUGUAUAUUUAUACGCAUAUACGUGUAUACAUAUAAUGCAGCAACAAUGUUAGUAUAUUGUUAGUAGUUUAAUAUCUGCCCCCCACCCCAACAACUUCAGUUAUUGUCUGACCAAGGAAAAGUGUCCUAUGAUUCUGAUCCCGUUGCAAAUAAAGAGGUAACUGGGCAUUUUCUUUCUUAGAAGGUGUCCGUAAAAAUAAGAGAUCUGUGGGGGGGGACUAGGAAGAAGUAUGCCGUUUUAAAGAAUUUUUAUUACAUGGAACCUUAUUUCCUAAAAAGUCACAGAGGUCUUAAGAAGAUAAUAAAAAAAAAAUUCUAAACAGUAUACCUAAGUAAGAGUGAACUAAAAUGGAAUAUAAAUGCAGAAAUAUUUCUUUGUUUAUUUAAUAAACAGCCACUAUGUAAUUAAAUACAGAGGAACAGCUUGGUUGAUGCACUGCUUUAAAGGGAAACUACUGAUUGUAUCUCAUACUUUGUGUUCAUACCACCAUCCUGUUAAAUAAAUUUUGAAUUACUUGUGCAAGUUA
Messenger RNA from Crotalus tigris (Tiger rattlesnake), 2483 nucleotides. RefSeq names its product olfactory receptor 13H1-like. Gene Ontology annotation, biological process: G protein-coupled receptor signaling pathway. Gene Ontology annotation, cellular component: membrane. NCBI's taxonomy places the organism in Eukaryota, Metazoa, Chordata, Lepidosauria, Squamata, Viperidae. The coding region runs from base 106 to 1071 and encodes 321 amino acids. The record is from RefSeq and is a predicted model, not a curated record. The transcript is spliced from 2 exons. Gene Ontology annotation, molecular function: olfactory receptor activity; G protein-coupled receptor activity.